Molecule: messenger RNA, 819 nt
Organism: Catharus ustulatus (Swainson's thrush)
Lineage: Eukaryota; Metazoa; Chordata; Aves; Passeriformes; Turdidae
Product: histone H4
Exons: 1
Coding region: 17-328 (103 amino acids)
Biological process (GO): nucleosome assembly
Cellular component (GO): nucleosome
Molecular function (GO): protein heterodimerization activity; DNA binding; structural constituent of chromatin
Source: RefSeq, a predicted model, not a curated record
CAGCAGCAGCGCAAUCAUGUCUGGUCGGGGCAAAGGCGGUAAGGGGCUCGGCAAGGGCGGCGCCAAGCGCCACCGCAAGGUGCUGCGCGACAACAUCCAGGGCAUCACCAAGCCGGCCAUCCGCCGCCUGGCUCGGCGCGGCGGCGUCAAGCGCAUCUCGGGGCUCAUCUACGAGGAGACGCGCGGUGUGCUCAAGGUGUUCCUGGAGAACGUGAUCCGUGACGCCGUCACCUACACGGAGCACGCCAAGAGGAAGACGGUCACGGCCAUGGACGUGGUCUACGCCCUCAAGCGCCAGGGUCGCACUCUCUACGGCUUUGGUGGUUAAAGCUCUGUUCUCCUGUCAAAGCAUCGGACAAACGCCCAAAGGCUCUUCUAAGAGCCACCCAUUUUUUCCUUUAAAAGAGCUGUUUUCCGGGCAGCAACUAUGUCGUUGCAUAAUUUAACUAAACUUGUUGAAGUACAGCUGCUAAAGCUGUGUGUACUUGCCGAACGUGUAAAUUUUUUGUUAACGGCGAAUUCGUUUUUGCUGUACAAGGUGGGGGGGGGGUUUGUGUUCCGACUUUUAUAAAAAUCAGUUUAAAAGCUCUGGAAUGACGUUUUUUUCGUGUUCGCCCAUUUAAACAACAGCUAAAAUGUUACUUUGUGUCCUUACUAGUUUCGUAUUAUGCUGCGUGUAACAAAUUCGAACAAAUUGUUCUUUUACGGGAAAAUCAAUGUUGCUUCGAGAUGAAUAUUUUCUUUCUGAUUCUUCUAUUCCCUCUCCCCCACACAAUUGUCUAUGAUUCUUUUACUUAUAAAAUAAAAGAGUAAAUCUUC